CGGGCCGGCCGGGCGGGAGCCGACAAUGAGCCUCCAUAAAAGGGAGCAGCGGGGGGCUGGGGCCCCGGAUUAAGCCCUCCCCGCUCGGGGUCCGGACGCUCCUGGUGUCGGGGAGGCCCGGACGCGCCCGUCACAGCCCGGCUAACGCGGGGCGGCCGGCAACGGGGAGGGGGCUGCGGGCGGGAGCGGCCGCCGAGUGCGCGCCCAGGCCUGCGCGCUCGUCCUCCAGCGUCCGGUCAUCGAAAUACCCCCCGGCCGCACCAUGGCCCUGAAGGCCGAGGGCGCCGCGCUGGACUGCUUCGAAGUGACGCUCAAAUGCGAGGAAGGGGAGGACGAGGAGGAGGCCAUGGUGGUGGCGGUAAUUCCGCGGCCCGAGCCGAUGCUCAGAGUGGCCCAACAGGAGAAGACCCCACUGCCUCGGCCCAGCCUGCUGGAGGCAGGCAGUGAUGGCUGCGAGGAGCCCAAGCAGCAGAUGUCCUGGGAGCAGGAGUUCCUGGUGGGGAACAGCCCAGGAGGCAGUGGGCGGGCGCUGUGCAUGGUGUGUGGGGCCGAGAUCCGGUCGCCCUCUGCGGACACAGCACGCACACACAUCCUGGAGCAGCACCCGCACACCCUGGACCUGAGCCCUUCUGAGAAGAGCAACAUCCUGGAGGCCUGGAGCGAGGGGGCGGCCCUUUUGCAAGACAUCAGAGCUGAGCAGCCAUCCCCACUCCACUCAGACUCAGGCCAGGAUGCAGAUGCAGACCCCGCGUCCGCCGCAGACCCUGCCAGGAUGCCUGCAGAGAUUGUCGUUCUCCUCGACUCGGAGGACAAGCCAUCCCUGCCGAGGAGAAGCCGGCCCAGGGGCCUCCGCCCCCUCGACCUUCCUGCUACCCCUGUCACAGAGCAAGUAAAUAAGAAGCCCCGUGGUCAGAGAUGGAAGGAGCCCUCUGGGGAAGAGCCAGUCAGAAAGAAAAGAAGCAGAACCAUGACCAAAAACCUGGACCUGGAUCCAGACCCAGACCCAGACCCUCCGUCACCUGACUCGCCCACAGAGACUUUUGCAGCUCCCACUGAAGUCCGUCACUUCACUGACGGCAGCUUCCCUCCCGGCUUCGUCCUCCAGCUUUUCUCCCACACCCAGCUCAGGACCUCAGACAGCAAGGCCGUGCCCAAAGAAGGGAGAGCAGCCGAAGGAGGCCUUCCCCAGCCGGAAAGCCCCUCUCCAGCUCCCCCUCCGGGCCUUCGAGGGACGCUGGAUCUCCAGGUUAUCCGCGUGCGGAUGGAGGAACCCCCAGCAGUCAGCCUCCUGCAAGACUGGUCCAAGCAUCCCCAGGGCACCAAGGGUAUGGGAGCAGGUGACACCCCAGACUGGCCCAUGGUUCUGUCGGAAUCCAACACCACUGUGGGGGGACAGCCAGAGGCAGGGAGUGCUGUGUAGGUUCUUGUUUUCCUGGGGCGGGGGGAGGGGAGGCAGCAGCCCCCUUUGGCUUCUCACCUGGAGCUGCCAGCUCUGCCACCUGAUGGAGAGUGAAACCAGGUGCCGAGGCAGGAUGGAGGAGAGGAAGGGGGCAGCGUCUGUUAGUUGACGGCACUGGAAAAUGUCUGCCUGGCAAGGUGGGCGAGGGUGGCUGAGGCUGUCGUGUGGUGGGGCAUUGGGCCUGUGGAGAACACCUACCCCGAUCCUUCUGCUGACCCAGACCUCUCCCCUACCGCCUCCCACCCUCUCUUCACCCCCCACCAUUCUCCCUUGGCACAGUGCCUUACACAAGAGGUGGUCAUCACGGGGUUUGAACUGAGUCCCACUACCUCGGGGGUCGCCUCUCCUCCCCCUCCCCCUCGUUCAGGCUCCUAAACCAGGAGGCCUCCAUUACCUCUUCCCACUCUGUCCCCGCAGGAGGCCCAAGCAGCCCAUCUGAGGGCUCCAUUCACUCCCAUUCUCCUUUCUCCUAUUUCUUGUUGUAUAUAUCUCCUUUGUUGACAAUAAAUUAUUUUUUUUUAUUAAGAGA
Messenger RNA from Rhinolophus ferrumequinum (greater horseshoe bat), 1988 nucleotides. It is a transcript of the gene SPINDOC, whose product is annotated as spindlin interactor and repressor of chromatin binding. Gene Ontology annotation, biological process: negative regulation of DNA-templated transcription. The record is from RefSeq and is a predicted model, not a curated record. The transcript is spliced from 6 exons. Lineage: Eukaryota; Metazoa; Chordata; Mammalia; Chiroptera; Rhinolophidae. The coding region runs from base 263 to 1420 and encodes 385 amino acids.